Molecule: messenger RNA, 333 nt
Organism: Echinostoma caproni
Lineage: Eukaryota; Metazoa; Platyhelminthes; Trematoda; Plagiorchiida; Echinostomatidae
Source: the annotation of a GenBank genome assembly
AUGACGCUGCGUUGUCAUGUGGGUUUUCUCUCGCACGCGCGAUGCUUGUUUUGCUCCUUAGCGGUACGAUUGAGAUCUACAGGUUCCCUAGUAUUCAUCUCAAAAAUGAAUACCGCUAUAUCUCUCUUUCUGUACACGAUUGAACAGGUUACGCCUGCCCAAUCACGCGCACUGAAUCAACCAUGCCUGGUCCUGAGCUUCUACGAUGCGCACGACAUAUGGCACUUUAUGUCUGCCAUAUCCAUGUUCUUCUCAUUUUUGGUAAGCAAAUUUUUAGAUGUAUUGCCUUUCACUAAAGUCCGUAAUAUUUCAUUGUUCUUAGUAUUCGCAUGA